AUGGAUGCGACAAUUGCACAAGAGGCUCAAGACAUCGAGAAUGAAUACCUUAGCGGAGCGAGGAAGGAGAGCGAGGGAAGUCUGAAGCUCCGAGUCUACGAUUUGUGGCGACGUGCUCGCAAUUGGCACACCAUUACGGAGCUCAACCGGCGCUACCUUCAACGCAGACUGCCUGUUUGUCCGAGCUACGGAAUGGCCCCCGACAGUGAGACUGAUAGUUUUACGAGCCUUCUUCGUCUUCAUGACUAUGGAAUCAUUUCAACAAACUCAUGCCCGGGAUGGCAGAGAUCCCAGUCGGACACUCAGCACCGGGGUUUCGGCCCCGUUCGUCAACGCGCCUACAUGUUUUUCAGCAUCCCAACUCUUAAUUCUGAGACAAUUACUUCCGAGGCGCUGUCAGUCUUUAUCGAGAACUUGUUGUCCGCUCCGGAGGUGUAUGCUUACAUCCGCUUCCAAUACGAUAAUGCACCGAAUGGAGUUGAACGACUCCCGGAGAUUAACCACCUGAUGGGUGAAUACGGCAGCUGUAGCAGUCUUCCAGCAUACGGCGAGCGCUUGUGGAAGAAAGAGGAGUGGGAUGUGGAUGAUGGCACUGUCUAUUUCGUGAACGAACAGAAGCAAUCUUCCCAACAAUGGGUGCAAUCAGGAAUCUACGGCAUAGUGACGAGUGGCUCAACUUUCCACGACGCAGCCCCGCCCUUGCCAGCCAGCCACGCAGCUGAUCCUCUACAAAUCGCCGUAGUAGCCAGAGACUGGGAUUUCAGACAGAUCGGGGAGUUACUUGAGAGACUGCUUAACGAGUCAGGAAUCCGAGCCGCAUACAUAGCCGACAAUUGA
Diaporthe amygdali is the source of this 837-nucleotide messenger RNA. RefSeq lists its product as uncharacterized. The transcript has a single exon. The record is from RefSeq and is a predicted model, not a curated record. NCBI's taxonomy places the organism in Eukaryota, Fungi, Ascomycota, Sordariomycetes, Diaporthales, Diaporthaceae. The coding region runs from base 1 to 837 and encodes 278 amino acids.